This is a messenger RNA of Herpailurus yagouaroundi (jaguarundi), 7181 nucleotides long. RefSeq names its product leucine rich repeat containing 8 VRAC subunit B (gene LRRC8B). NCBI's taxonomy places the organism in Eukaryota, Metazoa, Chordata, Mammalia, Carnivora, Felidae. Gene Ontology annotation, molecular function: protein binding. Gene Ontology annotation, cellular component: cytoplasm. The record is from RefSeq and is a predicted model, not a curated record. Bases 267 to 2678 code for a protein of 803 amino acids. The transcript has 5 exons.
GAAUUUUUCAAAUAGAAACUAAUUGCAGAGUUUCCAGUUGACCACCAUUCAUAGGGAAGUCUCAAAACUACAACUAAAUUUGGAAAGGGUGUUUGUCACUUGAAAAUUACUCCACUGACAAGAUCUGAAGCAACUGAAUGAAGACAAACACAGAGAUGGUGUGUCUAAGAAAUUUCAAAAGGUGUCGGCCUCCUGAUUGAAGCACAGUCAACUUAUUGGAUUCCUUUUUUUUUUCAUCCAUUUCCGUACUCCUACAAGGGAAAGUCAUGAUUACGCUAACAGAGCUGAAAUGUUUAGCAGACGCCCAGUCAUCUUAUCACAUCCUAAAACCAUGGUGGGACGUCUUCUGGUAUUACAUUACCCUGAUCAUGCUGCUGGUGGCCGUGCUGGCCGGAGCUCUCCAGCUUACACAGAGCAGGGUUCUGUGCUGUCUUCCAUGUAAGGUGGAAUUUGACAAUCACUGUGCCGUGCCUUGGGACCUCCUGAAAGCCAGCGCAAACACAUCCUCUGAUCCUGGGACACCGCUCCCACUUCCCCUCAGAAUCCAGAAUGACCUCCACCGACAGCAGUACUCCUACAUCGAUGCUGUCUGUUAUGAGAAACAGCUCCAUUGGUUCGCCAAGUUUUUCCCCUACCUGGUGCUCUUGCACACACUCAUCUUUGCAGCCUGCAGCAACUUUUGGCUUCACUACCCGAGUACCAGCUCCAGGCUCGAGCAUUUUGUGGCCAUCCUUCACAAGUGCUUCGACUCCCCGUGGACCACGCGUGCCCUGUCCGAAACAGUGGCCGAGCAGUCGGUGAGGCCCCUGACACUCUCCAAGUCCAAGGUUCUGCUUUCGUCCUCAGGGUGUUCAGCCGACGUCGAUUCCAGCAAGCAGUCAUUGCCCUACCCACAGCCUGGCUUGGAGUCGGCCAGCAUAGAAAGCCCAACUUCUAGCGUCCUGGACAAGAAGGAGGGCGAACAGGCCAAAGCCAUCUUUGAAAAAGUGAAAAGGUUCCGCAUGCACGUGGAGCAGAAGGACAUCAUUUAUAGAGUGUAUCUGAAGCAGAUCAUAGUGAAAGUCAUUUUGUUCAUCCUCAUCAUAACUUAUGUUCCAUAUUUCCUAACCUACAUCACUCUGGAAAUCGACUGUUCCAUUGACGUGCAGGCUUUUACAGGAUACAAGCGCUACCAGUGUGUCUACUCCUUGGCAGAAAUAUUUAAGGUCCUGGCUUCAUUUUAUGUCAUUUUGGUUAUACUUUACGGUCUCACCUCCUCUUACAGCUUGUGGUGGAUGCUGAGGAGUUCUCUGAAGCAAUAUUCCUUUGAGGCGUUGAGAGAGAAAAGCAACUACAGCGAUAUCCCUGACGUCAAGAAUGACUUCGCCUUCAUCCUCCAUCUGGCCGAUCAGUAUGAUCCUCUUUAUUCCAAACGCUUCUCCAUAUUCCUCUCGGAGGUCAGUGAGAACAAACUAAAACAGAUCAACCUCAAUAACGAAUGGACGGUUGAGAAACUGAAAAGUAAGCUUGUGAAAAAUUCCCAGGACAAGGUAGAACUGCACCUUUUUAUGCUAAAUGGUCUUCCAGACAACGUCUUUGAGCUGACAGAAAUCGAAGUGCUCAGCCUGGAGCUUAUCCCGGAGGUCAAGCUGCCCUCCACAGUCUCGCAGCUGGUCAACCUCAAGGAGCUUCAUGUGUACCAUUCAUCCCUGGUGGUAGACCAUCCAGCGCUGGGCUUUCUGGAGGAGAAUUUAAAAAUCCUCCGCCUGAAAUUUACUGAAAUGGGGAAGAUCCCACGCUGGGUAUUUCACCUGAGGAAUCUGAAAGAACUUUAUCUGUCAGGCUGUGUUCUACCUGAGCAGUUGAGUACCAUGCAAUUGGAGGGCUUUCAGGACUUAAAAAACCUGAGGACCCUCUACUUGAAGAGCAGCCUCUCCCGGAUCCCUCAAGUCAUUACAGACCUCCUGCCUUCUCUGCAGAAGUUAUCCCUUGAUAAUGAGGGAAGCAAGCUGGUUGUGUUGAACAACUUGAAAAAGAUGGUCAAUCUGAAAAGCCUAGAGCUUAUCAGCUGUGACCUGGAACGCAUCCCACACUCCAUUUUCAGUCUGAACAAUUUGCAUGAGUUAGACCUAAAAGAAAAUAACCUUAAAACCGUGGAAGAGAUUAUUAGCUUUCAGCAUCUCCAGAACCUUUCCUGCUUAAAGUUGUGGCACAAUAACAUUGCUUAUAUUCCUGCCCAGAUUGGGGCACUAUCUAAUCUAGAGCAGCUCUCUUUGAACCAUAAUAAUAUUGAGAAUCUGCCCCUACAGCUUUUCCUAUGCACCAAACUACAUUAUUUGGAUCUAAGCUAUAACCAUCUGACCUUCAUUCCAGAAGAAAUCCAGUAUCUGAGUAAUUUGCAGUACUUUGCCGUGACCAACAACAAUAUUGAGAUGCUACCAGAUGGGCUGUUUCAGUGCAAAAAGCUGCAGUGUUUACUUUUGGGGAAAAAUAGCCUGAUGAGUUUGUCCCCUCACGUGGGUGAGCUGUCGAACCUUACUCAUCUGGAGCUCAUUGGUAAUUACCUGGAAACACUCCCUCCUGAACUAGAAGGGUGUCAGUCCCUAAAACGGAGCUGUCUGAUUGUCGAGGAGAAUUUGCUCAACACUCUUCCUCUCCCUGUAACAGAACGCUUGCAGACGUGCUUAGAUAAAUGUUGACCGAAAGGGGAAAUACCUUUUAAAUGUUUGCCCCAGGGCUUUAAACGAGAGCUAAAAUUUCCUAAGUUAUAACGAUGAAAAAUGGGUAAUAAUUAUGACUAACUAUAACCAGAUGUCUUUAAGGCAACUCAGUGUCUAGCCCUACAUUAAACAGGUAAAAAGUGUUAACACUGAACUAAAAGUUUUGUGAAUCAUUGACUUUUAACUUAUUAAGAUGUGAGAAGUACACUUGGAGGGUGGCAUGGGGGACAUGAAAUUCCUGAGUCUCUCCCUUGCAGUUUUUACCUUGAAGCUUAGGCAUUCUUUCAUCUCCCUCCCCAAUUCCCCGCUACUUACUUACUUGCACACUUGUUUUAACUGACUUCCUGUUUUGGUAUUUAUCACCUCGCUCAUAAAUUCAUCAAUAUAAAUGUCCUUGGUGUACACUCCACACUCUAUGAUUUAUUCUUAAAUAUUUUUAGGCAGGGUGUGCAUUGUGCUUGGCAGAAUUCCUUCUUGGCUUGAUUUUUACUUCCUGUCCCAGCUUGCUCGAGUCUUACUCCAUCUUGUUUUCUCUCAACAACGGUGAGCCCUAAAAAAAAAACAAACAAAAAAAAACUGUGGUGAACCCUGAGAAAGUGCUUGCCUUUGGCCCUUGCAUAGAAAAGGACAGGGUGCUUAGGGCAUGUCCUCCUCAGGGCCUCCUAAAAAUUCAUGUAUUCUCUAAAAUCUCUUCUUGUGUAUCAUCAAAGCCUUUUUUAUUUGCUAAUAAUUUUUAUAUUAAAUGUAAAGCAUAUAAAUAUUUUCUAUUGUAUAAUCUUGGAUUCAAAAUCUGUGAGAAUAAUUUUUGUAAGGUACAGAGAACACAUGCAUUUCUUUAAGAAUUUACUAUUAAUGUGCUUGGUUUGGGCUACUUACGCGUCUCCUACUUGUGUGCAUUCUGCUCCAGAAUGUUUUUGUACUCUGCAACUCAUUACUUUUGGAUAACAAAAGCCUUGUGUUUCAUGCCCUAAAAUAUUUGGGGGGUUUCCUUAUAAGAGGAUGGCCACAUCAUCUACCUCUCUCUUCCCUAGUUGCUGUGCUAUUGUACGGGUACAAUUCUUAAUUACUUCAAAAACUGUGAUGGAGGGGAGAGGUACAGAUUUGACUCCUUAAAACUGACUUCAAAACACUUGGAGAAAUUAAGACUUAAAGCAAAAUACUUUUCUUCUCCAGCUGCAUGAUCUCUAGAUAUGAUUAUAAUGUAAAACACUCGGCCUCUAUUCAGUAUUUAAGAAGAACUCUCAGAGCUCACAAAGUAGAUCCAUUUAACUGAAAUUCAUCUCAUGCCUUUGUCUGACUUUCCUGGAAUACAUUCUGCUCUUUUUUUUUAUAAAGAGCUUUGUGUUUAGCCUUUUAUUAUCAUGCAUGUUUUAAAAUGAAUAAAAUCAAGUGACUCAUUUUUGGGAAAAUGUACAGUUUUACUGUGUUUUUCUCCAGCGGGUCUAGGCAUGAUGAUGCCUGUCUCAUUUGGGGUGUUAAUGAUGAAGUAACCUACUAACUGCACCCAGACAAAACUGGAAAACACUAUGGAUAAAGAGUACUGUAAACAUAGAACUGUGAUGUAUGGUAUGUUGUGUCUUGCUUUGCCUGUUCCAGGAAGAUGAAGAUGAGUCUUGAAAUUGUAGCAAAAUCUGCAGCCCCCCUCACCCGCCACACACCCCUGAACUGCAGCUCAGAAAAAAGAAUUGUCUGCAUCAAAUGUAAUUUGAAUAAUAUUAUAUAAAUCUAUUAACGCCAGAAGCUGCCUAAAAGGUUAUUUUUAUUCUGAAUGAGACAGAGCAGUGUAAAAAUGUUAAUUCCUACCAAAACUUGCCUUUAGUCAGAACAUUCAAGUUCUCAGGGACCCAGGCCUAACUGACGAAACUUUCUUUCAUCUAGGACUUUAGAAAACAGAUUCUGACUGUAUCUAGGGUUUUUUGUUUUCUUUUUUUUAACGUAAGUUAAUGGCCAUUUUAAUGUUUCACACUAAAAUUGUCAGGCGUACUAAUUCCAAAGUUGGAUAGGAUUUAUCUUAAGUUUUGGCUGUGAAUAUGAUACACGAAGAGGUAUCUGAAUGGUUUUGGCCAUAUAAUUAGCCAUAAUAUGAAAAAUCCCACCCUCCUCCAUAAAGAAGAGUUUUCGAAGCAAAUUUCAGAUUGGCUAUCAUUCUCACAAACUACAUAUAACUUCUCCUGCAAAAGUCAUUGACUAAAUCUUCCUCAUCGCUUCUUUCAAUUUCUGGAAGCACAUUACUAUCAGGGUCAGUGAUAAAUACUGUAAGCUGCUUUCCAAACACUGGGGUACAGUUACUGGUGCACGCUUUGUUGUUUGAUGCCAUAGUUUUUAGAUUUCUGUUUAAUCCUACAUACCAGUGUUGAGGUAGCUUUUCAAUUCACACAGCACUGAUGGAAUGAACUGUGAGGCCACCACUUGACACAUGAGGACGUGGUGUUUGAUGUCACCUUUACUGCACUCUUGGAACAGGUGUUUAUUUUGCAAAGUGUCUAUUUUGCAAGUGUUCAAAUUCAUUUCAGAGGCUUUUCAAUGAGGAAAAUGCAGUUUGUCCCAUUAUGAGACUUUAGUUGGCAUUUGACUUCCAAGAAUGCACAGUGCAUGUUCCAAAAAGUCAAUGUGGAUGUUAUUCAGAACAAAGUUGAUGGCUUAUGCUAGCAAUGGCAUAGGUUCGUUUUAUUUACAGACCUACCCAGAUGCACAUAGCUAAGCUUGUGCACACAUAGGGACACACACACCAGAGCAGUUUUGAGCACUCCUGGUGAGGUAUAGUGUUCUUUCCCUAACCUACAUAAAGAUAUGUCUGUGGGGCACACAGAUGUGUGUUUUCAUUCUUCAUCCUCAGUCUUAAUUUUUCUCCCGGGAUGUCACCGUAUUUCACUGUCCCUUAACAAAUGUUUGUGUUAAACAGGGUAAGUAGAGAUCCGUAGGCUCUCAGCACUGUGGCGUAGCUCCAGUUUGUGUGGUAAGCUUACCACUGUGCUAUGGUAAGCUGCAGUGAGUUAUCUGCGUAAUUUUAUUGUUUGAGAGUGACAAUAUUUGUUUCUGUUCUUCAUGUGUUUCAUGAUGUAAAUUUUGUAUGUUUAAAAUAUUGCAUACUGACGGGUUCAGAAACCAUUAAAAUAAUCAAACAGUUAUUCUGUGGAUUUAUAGCUUUAUUUCCUUGUAUUUCCAAUAAAACCCUCCUUCCAUCUUUACAUUUUCUCUUCGUAUUGUCCUAACUGCAUAGGUAUGUUGUUGUCCUUCUCCACUCACUCACCUCCUUAAAUUUGGUCAGCACUUGUACAUAACAGAAUAUAUUUGUGCUAGAGAACUUGGAGUCGUACUUGAGCGUGUAUUUAUUUGGGGGGAAACCAAGGCCUAUAAUGAUGCCUGAUAUAGAAGCCCCACUUUACCCAUCCCUGCAGUAUUUAGAGCUGAUUCAAUCAAUGAUCUCUCAUGCCUACCAAAAGCAUGAGAAUAUAACUGUAAGUCCACUUGGUUUCCCAGAACUGUAUAUUGCAUCAAAAUCUGUGUUUAUUUCUUUCUGGAAACAAGAGGAAGGCCGGUGGGAGGGGGAGGAGCUAUUUUGUAUCCUCACUUGAAUUAUGAAGACAUUAUAUACAUGAAAUGGGAUAAACUAAUGACUGUUGGAAAUGCCCUGGAUAUAAUUAUAUCUUAUGUUCAGUCGAAUGUGAAAGCAGUGAAAACCUGCGGUCCUAUUUAAUUGGUUUCCUCUUGUUCCUGAUCCAUCACUUCUACAUCCACUGGGAACUAUCUCCUCAGUACCUUUGGUAAUGGACUACAUUCUCUUCAACUUUAUAUAUAUAUAUAUAUAUAUAUAUAUAUAUAUAUAUAUAUAUGAACAAUUUCAUCAACACUAAAGCAUUAAUGCAGAAUAUAUGAGUUAACGUACUGAGUUGAGAUGGCUUCCAGUUGACCUUCAUUCAUAUUUCAGCUUUGCAUUUGACUUGUAGAAUACCCCACUGCUGAGAAAAACAAUUAUGAAUGUCUCCUGCAUGUUGUAUAUUAUCUCUAACAGAGAUGGUGCAAUUUAAAAAAAUACAAAGGGGCAUAGAAUUAGAAUGGAUAUGUUUGUGCAUAUGUGUUGUGUAUAAGCCUAAAUAUUUAUGUUUGAAAUAUUUUUAAAGCUCUGCAAAUGUUUCACUCUGAGUGAAAUAACGGGCCAAUCUUGGGUGGAAACAUUUGCUUAGGUUAGCUUCACGGUGAAAGCUAGCAUUUAUUAUUUUAUCUUUGUCACGUAUUUUCUCAAACACGUACGUGCUCGGGUUUUGCUUCUGGUAAUGAAUUAUUAGAAAAUAUAAGAUCAUGUUGUGAGUUGAAUGUUUUUGGCCCUCAGGUUUACCAUGUAGUAAAUCUGCAUUUUGGUGGUGAAUCCCUUUGCCUGAGAUUCAGUGGUUUUUGGUAAACUUUCCUGUUUUAAAGUAGCUUUUGUGUAAAGUAAAGAUUCCGUUUUUAUAACAAAUGGCAAAUAAAAAGAGAUUAAAUGUU